This is a messenger RNA of Manihot esculenta (cassava), 805 nucleotides long. RefSeq names its product mavicyanin. Gene Ontology annotation, cellular component: plasma membrane. The record is from RefSeq and is a predicted model, not a curated record. The coding region runs from base 123 to 674 and encodes 183 amino acids. Gene Ontology annotation, molecular function: electron transfer activity. Lineage: Eukaryota; Viridiplantae; Streptophyta; Magnoliopsida; Malpighiales; Euphorbiaceae. The transcript is spliced from 2 exons.
UCCAAACCCAUGUAAGUCCAAAAGAUUUAUAAAAGCCUCAAGUAGGAAAAAAAACUUCUCCACUUCUCAUACCCGAACCCGAACGAAAACCAUCAGGAAUCUUCAAAUCACAGUUCGCAGCCAUGGAUUUGGGCAAGAGAGCUGUGGUUUUGAUGUUGGCGAUGGCGUUGUUUCGGAUGAUAGAUGCAGCUGUAUACAAAGUUGGGGACUCAGCUGGUUGGACCACCAUUGGCAAUGUUGACUACAAACAGUGGGCUGCUACUAAGACCUUUCAAGUUGGCGACACUAUUGUUUUUAAGUACUCUCAGUUUCACAACGUAAUGCGAGUAACACACGCCAUGUACAAGGCAUGCAACGCCUCUGCCCCUUUGGCAACCUAUACCACAGGCAACGAUUCAAUCACCUUAAAAACUCGUGGCCACCACUUCUUUUUCUGCGGUGUCCCUGGCCACUGCCAAGCUGGGCAGAAGGUUGACAUUAACGUGCCUCGUAACGAAGAAGACAUGGCUCCAACUCCUGCUUCUUCUUCUUCUCCUCCUUCUACGCUCUCUCCUCCAGUUCCAGCCGCCAGAGUACCAGGCCCUUCCCCCAGUAGUGCCAUUUUAUUCAAGCCUUUUGGUAAGCUUGCUCUGACAGUUGCUGUUCUGGGAACUUUCGUAUUCAAUUUUGCUUGAGUAGAAGUAGAAGUGUGCUUGGUGAAACUUUGAGAGGGCUCAUGAGUUGGGUCGAUUAGUAAUACAAUAAUUGUAUUAGAUCUUGAUCAAGUGUAUUGAUGAGAGCUGCUAAAGGGAUUUCCAUUAUGUUC